Procambarus clarkii (red swamp crayfish) is the source of this 2310-nucleotide messenger RNA. Lineage: Eukaryota; Metazoa; Arthropoda; Malacostraca; Decapoda; Cambaridae. The record is from RefSeq and is a predicted model, not a curated record.
AUGAACAAAUAUCAUAUUAUCAUCAUUGCCAUUGAUGAUAAAAACAACACCAUCGAUGAUAGUGACUCUGGUGGCAGGAUCACCACCAUCGAUGACAGUGACUCUGGUGGUGGGAUCGACACCAUCGAUGACAGUGACUCUAGUGGUAAGAACAACAAGAUCGAUGAUAGUGACUCUGGUGGCGGGAUUGGCACCAUCGAUGACAGUGACUCGGGCGGUAAGAACGACACCAUCGAUGACAGUGACUUGGGCGGUAAGAACGACACCAUCGAUGACAGUGUCUCUGGUGGCGGGAUUGACACCAUCGAUGACAGUGACUCUGGUGGCGGGAUCGGCACCAUCGAUGACAGUGACUUGGGCGGUAAGAACGACACCAUCGAUGACAGUGACUUGGGUGGUAAGAACGACACCAUCGAUGACAGUGUCUCUGGUGGCGGGAUUGACACCAUCGAUGACAGUGACUCUGGUGGUAAGAACGACACCAUCGAUGACAGUGACUCUGGUGGUAAGAACGACACCAUCGAUGACAGUGACCCUGGUGGAGGGAUCGACACCAUCGAUGACAGUGACUCGGGCGGUAAGAACGACACCAUCGAUGACAGUGACUCUGGUGGCGGGAUCGACACCAUCGAUGACAGUGACUCGGGCGGUAAGAACGACACCAUCGAUGACAGUGACUCUGUUGGCGGGAUCGGCACCAUCGAUGACAGUGACUCGGGCGGUAAGAACGACACCAUCGAUGACAGUGACUCGGGCGGUAAGAACGACACCAUCGAUGACAGUGACUCUGUUGGCGGGAUCGGCACCAUCGAUGACAGUGACUCAGGUGGUAAGAACGACACCAUCGAUGACAGUGAUGCUGGUGGUAAGAAUGACACCAUCGAUGACAGUGACUCUGAUGGUAAGAACGACACCGUCGAUGACAGUGACUCUGGUGGUAAGAACGACACCAUCGAUGACAGUGACUCUGGCGGUAAGAACGACACCAUCGAUGACAGUGACUCUCUGGCUGAGAAAAAUUACUCUGAUAGUGCUGAUGGAGAGAAGUAUGGCAAGGACACCCACGAGGUCUUUAUGGUGACCGGGACCCGCGUCGAGGUCAACACCACCACCAACAAUCUCACUAUAGAUGGCUCAGACACUCUCAUCCACACCAAGGUGGUCGAUAUCCAGCCUAAAGGUGCAAAGGAGAACUCAACUACCAUAAAGUACAGUCGGUCACCUCAACCAAACAUGUUGGACUCCACACCACAACCAUACAAGUUUUCACACCACACCUCUGGUGGCGGGAUUACCACCAUCGAUGACAGUGACUCAGGUGGUAAGAACGACACCAUCGAUGACAGUGAUGCUGGUGGUAAGAAUGACACCAUCGAUGACAGUGACUCUGAUGGUAAGAACGACACCGUCGAUGACAGUGACUCUGGUGGUAAGAACGACACCAUCGAUGACAGUGACUCUGGCGGUAAGAACGACACCAUCGAUGACAGUGACUCUCUGGCUGAGAAAAAUGACUCUGAUAGUGCUGAUGGAGAGAAGUAUGGCAAGGACACCCACGAGGUCUUUAUGGUGACCGGGACCCGCGUCGAGGUCAACACCACCACCAACAAUCUCACUAUAGAUGGCUCAGACACUCUCAUCCACACCAAGGUGGUCGAAAUCCAGCCUCAAGGUGCAGAGCAGAACUCAACUACCAUAAAGUACAGUCGGUCACCUAAACCAAACAUGUUGGACUCCACACCACAACCAUACAAGUUUUCACACCACACCUCUGGUGGCGGGAUUACCACCAUCGAUGACAGUGACUCAGGUGGUAAGAACGACACCAUCGAUGACAGUGAUGCUGGUGGUAAGAAUGACACCAUCGAUGACAGUGACUCUGAUGGUAAGAACGACACCGUCGAUGACAGUGACUCUGGUGGUAAGAACGACACCAUCGAUGACAGUGACUCUGGCGGUAAGAACGACACCAUCGAUGACAGUGACUCUCUGGCUGAGAAAAAUGACUCUGAUAGUGCUGAUGGAGAGAAGUAUGGCAAGGACACCCACGAGGUCUUUAUGGUGACCGGGACCCGCGUCGAGGUCAACACCACCACCAACAAUCUCACUAUAGAUGGCUCAGACACUCUCAUCCACACCAAGGUGGUCGAAAUCCAGCCUCAAGGUGCAGAGCAGAACUCAACUACCAUAAAGAUAACGCAAAUCGGUGGGCAGCCGCUCCAUGUGGAAAACAUUUCCUCGUACCACAGGAAGGAAGAGGAGUCAAUACCUGGACGUGAGAAGAAGGAGCCAACGCAGGAAGAGACCUGA